GUUUGUAUCUAAUGAUGCAGAAUUGCUUCUGUAAUUGUGCUGGCUAAUCAUAUUUUUCUCUGCACAUACUUAGCUUUGUGUGCUAAAAUAUGCAUAGCUGCUUAUGUAUUUACAUGCCAUAUUGAACUCUAGUGAAUGUCGGUUUAUUGUGGUCUUCCAGCAAACAAGAGGUAGUUCAGUUUGUAAGAAUAGUUUGUUUCUCUCUACCUUUAAUAGCUGUACUGUAGAAAGGUUAAGGUAUAAAAUAAAAGGUUGAAGUGGUAGGUGGAAAACAAAUUCUGAAUUAGUAAUCAGAGUAACUUUUAGUGGUUCUAAUUCAGUUGCACGUCACUGAAAAUUACAGAUUAAUUGGCAGGAGAGGUUUUACUACGUGCAAAUCUUCAGAAAGUGUGAUUGCGUCACAGCAUGUAGAUUGCGAGGUAGAACCAGGUUUCUUUAAAGUGUUAUUUAAAUAGUGCAGAAAGCCUUCUUUUUCUUUUUCCUUUGUUUUGUUUUUAAGGGGAAGGAGGCUUAUUUCCCUGGUUUAUGCAUAAUUCAGACCUCAGCAGUUUGCUAGCAUGGUUACUAUUUGGAAAUUGAAUCCUAGACUUGAUACUCAAUUAUAUGGGACUUCAUUCCUACCAACUUCCUGUAAUUCUAAACCUAUGGGUAAAAAUAUUAGUAGUCAUACGCUGCUGAGGAAAGUACGGACACAUUGACUCAGCUCAUGCAGCUGCAGCAGGAGUUGCUGUUUUAAACUUGGAAGUACUGGAAGUUUAUUAUUGUAUUCAUUUAUGCAAAUUACAGAAGGUAUAACUGAAACAAGGUCAGUAGUAUUUGUGAGUUGUUGCAGCUGAGGUCGUUGGAACAUGAGUGCUUUGUAAAUGAAUGCUUUUCUGACUGCAAGCCAUCAAAGACGGUCCAGAAACUGCAGUUCAACGAGUCGCUGACUUAUUUCAAGAGGUACAGUUGGCUUUUUUUUUAACACUAGUAUUUUGUAGAAAUUAGGUCAAAGACUGCAACUUCUAUGGACUUUUACUGCUGUGAUGUACUAGCUCUAGGUUCAGUGCAGCUGCCUGUAGCAUUUCUGCUGAAGGAUCUUUGUGGGUUUCAUUUGCUAACAUGCAUGGAAAUGAGAACAAAUGGCACGACGGUUAAGAUUGCAUUUUGCUACCCAAAGAAGCAACACAGAUCCAUUAUCGGAAACCUCUGAAGAUGUUUUGGAUAGUAACAAUUGUAUGUACUUCAAAAAGCUGCAGAACUCUGCACCUAAUGUUACACAAAUGAACCUGACUCCUAGACAGGUUGCUUAUGCACCUGUAAUGCCACAAGUAAUUAAUCAAGAGGAAAGUGCAACUGUUUCUUCACUGCAAAUAAAAAAGAGCACUUCACUGCACAUUUCCCUGCAGUCUAGAAAGUAUAGUGGAUGUCUUCGGGCUGGUGAUGCUGAACCUACUGGUGAAGACACUUCAUUCAUUGGUAUUGCUAAUGAAGGAAAUUGUGGCGCUAGAAUUGUGGUUGAUCAUCGAUCUAAUGAUAGCCUUCUGAGCAAUACUGUUCUGUGCAAUGGCAGCCUUAGCAGUAUUGCAGCCAGUGACAGUGGAUCGUUCAGCAGUGCUGGCAGUGACUACGGAUCAUGUGCAAGUACCGCAAGUGAUGGAGGUUCAUAUAGUAACAGUGUCAUCAGUGACAGUGGUAGUGGCACUCUUUCGACAGGUGAUGGUACUUUCUGUAGUAGUAUUCAUGGUGAUUCUUCAUAUAGAAGCACUGCAAACAAAUGUAAUCCCUAUAGGAGCAGCUCAUCUCGAGAAAGUCUGUGUAGAAAUAAUACUGCUUUUGACCAAGAUGCUUUGUCAGUAAGGAAGAAAACUAAAAUUCCAUUGCGACGUUGUUCAUCACUGGUUAUUUUUCCUAGGAGUCCUUCCAGUACUCCUCCAGCUUCACCAGUAAGCUCAGGUCAACUACCACAUAGAGGGUCCUAUCAAACAUCCCAUAAACUAAUUAUUUCUCCUAGUGACUUGGCACAAAAAGAAGAUCAAACCAUUUCCAAAGGAUUCCUUUCGACAGCAGUCAAUGGACUUCGACUGUCUAAAACAGUUUGCUCUUCUGACGAAGUCAGAGACAUUCGACCGCUUUACUUGAAUCCGUCUCUACAGGACAAAAGUCAAAUUUUGAACAGUUCCAAGCAGGCAACUUGUGAAGAAGUACCUGAUGGCUUCCCAUGUGUUUCAGUUCAUCUCUCUCGAAGAGCAUUUGCAUCAAGCAGUGAAAUGGUUAAUGGCUGUUGCAGUCCAGAGUUAAAUCUGAACUCCACUGCAAAAUACCCUCACUUAAAACUGGCACGUAGCACAUCUGCAUGUUUACCCUCAAAAAUCGAUCCAGAAUGUCAGAUUAAUAUAAAUGAACUAGAAAGACCAAAUGCACAGAUGAGCAAAACCCACCACGUUUUGCAAAGAAGUGUUUCGCUGGAAGGAUCACGUCAAAGAGUUUCUUGCUGUUUAUCCAGCAAGUGUCAUAGUGGAAGGACAUCUCAGUUGCACAUACAGUUCAAACCUGGGAAUGAAGGAAAACCAACUGUUGUUAAGAAAAGAUAUGGAACCUCUAAAAGGGAAAUGUCUAGUACUUCUUUGUGGAGGCCCCAUAAGACUCGAGAUGAUUUUCUUGGGCAAGUGGAUAUUCCUCUUUAUCAGUUACCGACAGAAAAUCCAAGUAUGGAGAGACCAUAUACAUUUAAGGAUUUUGUUCUUCAUCCAAGAAGCCAUAAAUCAAGAGUUAAAGGCCACCUUCGAUUAAAAAUGACAUACUUACCUAAAAGCAAUGGGUCUGAAGAAGAAACCACAGAACAGGCAGAAGAAUUAGAGCCUGGAUGGAUUAUAUUGGACCAACCAGAUGCUGCUAGCCAGCCACAGCAGCAGCAGCAGGAAUCUCCUCCGCUGCCUUCAGGCUGGGAAGAAAGGCAAGACAUCCUCGGGAGGACCUACUAUGUCAAUCACGAAUUCAGAAGAACACAGUGGAAAAGACCAACUGCUCAGGACAAUGUAGCUGUUGCAGACAUUGGUAGCGUGCAGUUGGAGGCCCAGCAUGUGUUCACUCAUCGUCGACAGAUAUCAGAGGAUACAGAAAAUCUCGACAACAGAGAUUCCCCCGAGAGCUGGGAAAUUAUAACUGAAGAUGAGGCAACAAUGUAUAGCAAUCAGAACCUUCAAAUACCUCUCUCUCAGAGUAAUUCUGACAUACAGACUCAUCUUGCAGAAGAAUUGAAUGCCAGACUUACUACCUCUGGAAGUUCAGCUACUGGCCAGUCAGCCACCUAUACUAACCAUUCCAGCAGAAGAGGGAGUCUGCAAACAUACAGAGUUGAAGAGCAGCCUGCACAUCCAGUGUUACUGCCUACUUCAUCUGGAUUACCCCCAGGCUGGGAAGAACGACAAGAUGAAAAAGGGAGGUCAUAUUAUAUAGAUCACAAUUCUAGAACCACUACCUGGGUAAAACCAGUUGUACAGACUGCUGUGGAAACAGGUCAGUUGUCAGCUACACAAAGCAUUUCUAUGGGAAGACAAUCACAAGCAACAUCAAGUGAUUCAUCACAACAGUCUUCCCAGCAGCAGCCUGAAAUGGAGCAAGGAUUUCUCCCUAAAGGCUGGGAAGUUCGACAUGCACCUAAUGGGAGACCAUUCUUUAUUGACCACAAUACCAAAACUACAACAUGGGAAGAUCCAAGACUGAAAAUUUCUGCUCAUCCGAGGAGAAAGACUUCCCUAGAUCCAGUAGACCUGGGUCCAUUACCACCAGGGUGGGAAGAAAGAACUCACACAGAUGGAAGAAUAUUCUUCAUAAACCACAAUACAAAGAAAACACAGUGGGAGGAUCCCCGACUGCAGAAUGUGGCAAUAACUGGACCAGCUGUGCCUUACUCCAGGGACUAUAAGCGGAAGUAUGAGUUCUUCAGAAAGAAAUUGAAGAAACAGAGUGAUAUUCCAAACAGAUUUGAAAUGAAAAUUCAUCGCACAACAAUCCUUGAAGAUUCCUAUAGAAGAAUUAUAGCUGUAAAGAGAGCAGAUUUUCUUAAAGCAAGACUUUGGAUUGAAUUUGAUGGUGAAAAAGGUUUAGACUAUGGAGGAGUGGCCAGGGAAUGGUUCUUCCUUCUCUCUAAAGAAAUGUUUAAUCCUUAUUAUGGAUUGUUUGAAUAUUCAGCAACAGAUAACUAUACUCUGCAGAUCAAUCCAAACUCUGGACUUUGCAAUGAAGAUCAUCUCUCUUAUUUCAAGUUUAUAGGUCGUGUAGCUGGAAUGGCUGUCUACCAUGGCAAACUUUUGGAUGCCUUUUUUAUUCGUCCUUUCUACAAGAUGAUGCUCCAAAAGCCAAUAACACUUCAUGAUAUGGAGUCUGUGGACAGUGAAUAUUACAAUUCUCUGAGAUGGAUUCUUGAAAAUGAUCCAACAGAACUGGACCUCAGAUAUGUAGUUGAUGAGGAACUUUUUGGUCAGACUCAUCAACAUGAACUGAAAAGUGGUGGGUCAGAAAUAGUUGUCACCAACAAGAACAAGAGAGACUACAUUCAUCUUGUAAUUCAGUGGAGAUUUGUGAGCAGAGUACAGAAACAAAUGUCAGCCUUUAAAGAGGGCUUUUUUGAACUAAUACCACAGGAUCUGAUUAAAAUCUUUGAUGAAAAUGAGCUAGAGUUAUUAAUGUGUGGACUGGGAGAUGUGGAUGUGGCUGAUUGGAAACUACAUACAAAAUACAAAAAUGGCUACAACAUAAACCAUCAAGUAAUACAAUGGUUCUGGAAGGCAGUCUUAAUGAUGGACUCUGAAAAGAGAAUAAGAUUACUUCAGUUUGUUACUGGCACAUCACGCGUACCUAUGAAUGGGUUUGCUGAACUGUAUGGUUCAAAUGGACCACAGUUGUUUACAGUUGAACAGUGGGGCACCCCUGAAAAACUGCCAAGAGCUCAUACCUGCUUUAAUCGCUUGGAUUUGCCUCCAUAUGACUCGUUUGAAGAUUUACGGGAUAAACUUCUUCUGGCGAUUGAAAAUACUCAGGGUUUUGAUGGGGUUGAUUAAGACAGACAUAAAUUGUAUUGGUCCAGUGCUGCAAUUUAAUUUUAAGGGUUUACAGACAAAUUUGAGUUCUCCAGGGACUACCAUUGUAUUUAGUCACAUGGCUAUUGAAUCUUCAUAGUAUUACUUGUAAGUAUGCAAAAUUCACUAACUUUUGAAAAUGUAUUUUGCCAUUUCCACGGUUUUGUGUACCUUGCUAAUGACUACAGUAUACGCGUUGGAUGGGCCAGUGCCAAGUAAGUCAACACCUAAAAUGUUUUUAAGCAGUUGCCUCUUCUACAGUAUUUGACAGACUGUCCGGCAGUAAACUACUGAAGUAAAACUGUGAAGAAGUCUUUGCGGAGGGUGUAAAUUUGUAUUGCUGCUUUAAGAGGAACAACUGAAAUUGUUAAACUGUUUUAAAAACCAAACCAACAAAAAACCAAAACCAACAAACUUCAUGUAAUGCAAUAUCAUAAUCUGUGCUGCUUCAAGCUGUUUGCUACCCAUCUGUCCAAAGCCUAUUAGUAAAAGGAAAGCAUUUGUUUGCAUUAUCAGCCAUCAGUUUGCAGAGCAUUGACUUGCUGACACAUUGUAUUUGUUAGAGUUCUAUUUCUAACUUGCUUUUGUUAAAACAGUGUAACAAAUCCAGGAUUUUUAUAUGAAACAGACAAGCAGCAUAAUUGUGUUGUAAUGAGUGAUCAUAUACUAUAUUUGAAUUUGUAUACUGUCAUUGGUUUAUUGUGUUCAUCACUUUUGAUAAAUUUGUAGUUCAGUGAUGGAUAAUAUUUUCAAUUCAGCCUUUUGCAACAAAGUAAUCUUAAAGUGAAAUUUGUAUGGAUAUCACUCAGUAUUAGUUAGUGAUAGAGGCCUUUAUUAUCCAUUCUUGCAGUAUUGCACUACAUAACAAUAAAGAACAUGUUUACAGGGGUUUCUGGGCCAAAUUCAGCAGUCUGAUGUGUGCACGCUUCUCUGAACUGCAUGGAGGUUAUGCACAUGUGAUCAGGUGCAGAAUUUGGUUCUGUAAUAUGUUUACAGGUUGUGCUAGUUUCUACAGCUGCAUUUUUAUAUUUUUUUUCCUCCACUGUUAGUCUAGAAACCAAAUUUGGUAAUACCGUAUAACCAAAGUCAUAGCCAACAAUGUGCAAUUGAUUGUAGAUCAACUUGUCAUAGAAAUACUAGGUUGAUUUCUUUUGUAAAUGUGGAUGUUUUUUGUAUUAACACUUUUUUUGAGCAAGUGCUGGGUAAAAUGAUUAGCAAAAUUGGUUCUGAAAGAAAAAACAGAUUUAUAUAC
Molecule: messenger RNA, 6312 nt
Organism: Pezoporus flaviventris
Lineage: Eukaryota; Metazoa; Chordata; Aves; Psittaciformes; Psittacidae
Gene: NEDD4
Product: NEDD4 E3 ubiquitin protein ligase
Exons: 25
Coding region: 1122-5042 (1306 amino acids)
Biological process (GO): neuromuscular junction development; regulation of dendrite morphogenesis; hippo signaling
Cellular component (GO): cytoplasm; nucleus
Molecular function (GO): transcription coactivator activity; ubiquitin protein ligase activity; sodium channel inhibitor activity
Source: RefSeq, a predicted model, not a curated record